Messenger RNA from Trichophyton rubrum CBS 118892, 1101 nucleotides. RefSeq lists its product as uncharacterized. The record is from RefSeq and is a predicted model, not a curated record. Lineage: Eukaryota; Fungi; Ascomycota; Eurotiomycetes; Onygenales; Arthrodermataceae. Gene Ontology annotation, molecular function: protein binding. The coding region runs from base 1 to 1101 and encodes 366 amino acids. The transcript has a single exon.
AUGUAUCGACUAACCAGCCAUAGACACGGAAGAGACCAUAAGCUAUGCGUCUGGAGGUUAAAUGAGAAGGACGAAGACAUUGUGGGCAAGAUACUUCCCUUGGACACGCAAAAUCACCCACAAGACGGAAACAAGCCUUGGAUGUUACAUUCUCUAUCCGUCAAUGCCCUGAACUUUUGUGGUUUUGCGUAUUGUUUUCUCCCACACAGGGGUGGGAUUGAGUCCAAGGACGCGAUCAACGCAGAAAACCAAAUGCUUCUCGCAGUGCCAAAUGCUUUGAAUACUGGUGGCCUUGAUAUCUUCCACCUGCCGUCUGAAAAGCGGCUAUGUGUUAUCUCACCAGAAACUGAGGUCAACACUGGUAUGGCGAUGGCAUUAGAAAUGUUCAUACCCCCUGAAGGAGAAGACCUUUAUAUCAUUUCUGGCUAUGAGGAUGGCAGUGCCAUGGUCCACGCCUGUCGAGGCGCCAUUAACCGGUUACUCAUUGCGGAGGAGGAUAAUUCUAACCCUUCAUGGAACUGGGAGUUACUAUAUACAAACCGCUCACAUUCACAGCCAAUUCUAUCACUCGAUACCUCACCCAGCUCGGAACGAAAGUGCUUUGUCACUUCAUCUGCGGAUGCAAUGGUCGUGAAACACCCUAUUCCAAGGCUGCCACCAACCUUGGAACCUGAUGUUACUAAUAUUAGAAGCGCAGCAGAGUCUGCGCAUUUGAAAGCUGUGAACACUAAACAUUCGGGACAGCAAGGCUUGAGAAUUCGAUCAGACGAUAGAAUAUUCGCUACCGCGGGAUGGGACAAUAGAAUCCGAGUUUACAGCUGCAAGUCAAUGAAGGAGCUAGCAGUUCUGAAAUGGCACAAGGAAGGGUGCUAUUCUAUUGCAUUUGCCCAGGUCAAAAUGGACACCGGAGACAUAGGGACAACUAGAGAUGCAAUAGGUACCAAUACAAUCCAGGAGAAUAAAAGUACAAAUCUUACGAUUAGGAAUGAACCCCGUUCUUUGGCAGAAAUCAAGCAGCAGAGAAGCAUCAAAGCACAGUUAACACAUUGGAUUGCCGCCGGGUCAAAGGACGGAAAGGUCUCGCUAUGGGAUAUAUACUGA